AGAGGCAAAGGAUGGCAGUUUCUUCUUUUUUUUUCAGGGUUUGAGGAGGCUGUCCCUAAAUUGUUGAGCACAUAAGAGGCUCCCUGUGUGCGACCCUCUCAGCAUUCAAGACCAGAGUGUGAGGGGAUCCAACUAUUCUGCCUUUCAGCUCAGCAGAGCUCAUCUCGCUACCUCGACCCUACUGUCCAAUUCGCCGCCCGCCCCCCUCGCUGUCUGCCAGCCUGACUUGUUUCCAGGGGAACUUAACGGGAUCAGAAGAGGUUGCCGAGCGUUGAUCAAGUGGCGGAGCGGUCAGAGGCAGCCAGAGUCAUCAUGGCUGUGUCCCAGGAGCGGAGUGUGCGUCUGGGGCUCUGGGUGCUCCUUUUGCUUGGUGCAGGCAUGGAGGAAGUGGUGGACGGAUGUAGCUGCUACCCAGCACACCCACAGCAGCUCUUCUGCAGCGCUGAGAUUGUGAUAAGGGCGAAGAUCUCUGGUGAGAAGAUUGUGUCGCCUAGCAACAGCUCCUCACCUUACAUGAAGAUGAUCCAGUACGAAAUCAAAAUGAUCAAGAUGUUCAAAGGCUUUGACAAAGCCAAGGAUAUCCAGUAUGUGUACACUCCAGUCUUCUCCUCACUGUGUGGAGUCAAAUUGGACUCCAACAAUAAAGCAGGGUAUCUGCUCUCAGGAAGUAUGUGGAGUGAUGGAAGGAUUUCUAUUGGCCAGUGUGACCUGGUGGAGUCUUGGGACAACUUGUCGCUAUCGCAAAAGAAGAAUCUCAACUAUAGAUACCAGAUGGGCUGUGAAUGCAGAAUCAACACCUGCUACACAGUGCCGUGUGCGUCUACAGGAGAUAACGAGUGCUUGUGGACUGACUGGCUGCUGGAUAACAGCCUAAACGGGGAGCAGGCUCGACAGUAUGCUUGCAUCCGCCGCUCCGACACAACCUGUAGCUGGUACCGGGGCGGACCUCCACCUGAGAAAGACUUCUUGGACAUGACUGACCCCUGACUUGUCAUUCUGACAUUCAUUUUACUCCUGAAAUGCCUCAAAACUAAAUAAAAACUGCUUUGACUCACGUAGUUUGGAUUUGGCUUGCAAAGUAGUAACUGAUUUCUUUAAAAAUUGGGCCAAUUUUACAUUCGUGAGAGCAUCACUUGACACUGAGCAGGGUUCAGGUGAUUCCUACAGCGAAGCUAUGAACAUUUAUACAAACUACAGGGGCUUUCAGCGUUCCUCUGACUCAUUUUCUAGCUCUCAUGCGUUCCACUUCAAUCGCUGUGUUCCACAGAAUAAGAAUAGCAGCAGAUCAUCCACUGCGAAUCAUACACCCCACAGCAAAUCUCAUGCCUGAUGGGAAAUGCACAACCCUGACAAAUCUUUGAAGGUCUAGAAUUUGUAUAAGGUAUAAUAGGAUAUAUAGCAAAAGUUGUGCAUUUGCUGAAAGAAGUGUAAGAAAGAUGUACAGUUACUGUACAACAAUACGACGAAAAUAAUGACAGGAAGCUGCCAACUUCUGCCACAAUCUUGCAUUGCAAAGUCCGCUUUAUAUAGUGCAGAUCAGUCCUCGAUACACUGCAGCAGCACUGCCACCUUUUCCUCACACAUCCCAAUGUUGAAUUCUUACCUUUAUAUAUAAAAUCACAUACAGUAACUGUGCCAAGAAAAUGAAAAUACAUAGUAUAUACAGAUCUGUGUGAAGGUUUUAGGCACAAAACUGAAGUGAGGAUGCAAACAUAAUUCCAUGAAUGUUUUAUACUUAUUGAUCAAAUUCACACAAAGUAUCAUAAACAGAAAAAUUCUGAAUCAAAUCAGUAUUUGGUGUGACCAACUUUUGCCUUUAAAUCAGCUUCAGACCACCUGGUUGCACACAGUUUUUUUUAAUUUACUUGGCAGAUAUGCUGUUCCAAGCACCUUGGGGAACCUGCUACAGUUCUUCUGUGCAUUUAGGCAGAUCUCACUUGUAUUUGCUUCUUUAUGUAAUCUCAAAACGGCUCCAUGAUGUUGAAAUCAGAGUUCUGUGGAGGCUAUACCUUCUAUUCCAGGACUCCUUUGAGCUAGCUCUUUGCGACUCUGAUGACGUUUGGAGUCAUGCUGUACAAAAAAUUAGGGGCUAAAAAGGAUUGUAUGUGUGAAUCUAAACAUCUAAAGUGCCUAAAACUCUCACACCGUACUGUAUAAGCACAAAAAACAACACCAGACAUUCUGUAAUUAAUUAUAUUUUGACUAAAUCUAAAUCUGAAAUUAUAUAUGACCAUAAUCAUUGUGCAUCAAAAUCAUCACAGUUUUAUCUCUGAGACUGUAAAUAUUGUAUUUCAGUGAGAAUUAACACUUUAAAGGCUAACCAGAGCUUCUCUCAUAGCAUAUAGAUUCUUAUCUUGAGGUUUUUCUGUGUUUAGUGUCCUUGGUUGAACUCUGUACUAUUUCCUGUGCCAAAAAUCUAAUCCAGCGCUUUAACAACAGCACUGCCACCUGUAGAAGCCAAGCCACCUCUCCUUAGAGGAAAUUAUGUAACAGGACAUGAUUCAAUUCACUUUUUUUAAAAACUCUUUUAAAGAGGAAGUGUAAGAUAGCACACACUUUUGGCCCAAGACAACAAAAAGAGUCAUAACUGAUAGUCAGGAAGGAGCUAUAAUUAAUGAUUAAAAUGCUGUUUAAUAUAACAACUGAGCCUUUAUUAAAAGACCCAAAUCAGAAUUGACCCCUGUCUUGUUACUGGAUUACUUCACUGAAGUCAUACAGAUUACAAUGCUUUAUUACCUGUUAUUGGCAUGCAUUAAUCAAUAUGGCAAAAUCAUGUUAGAGGCACACUCAAUAUACACAUUUAACCCCCACAAUACAGUCAUUUGCAUGAGCACUGGAUUCGUACUGUUCAUUUUAAACAAUGUUAAUAGCUUCAUGUAAUUUCAUGACUGAUAUGAUAAUAAUGCAUAAUAACUGUAUGGCUUCAGUGAAGAGUUAAACAAUUUCAUGUUUGUUUUAUACUGAAGAAUUGUUUGGGUUUGUAUUUAAGUCUCUGUUUCUGUCUAAAUAGAGUUUUCUAUUUCCAUGUACCAAAAAAGAUUGUAUAUAAAAUGUCUCAGUGGAACAGUG
Acanthochromis polyacanthus (spiny chromis) is the source of this 3069-nucleotide messenger RNA. RefSeq names its product metalloproteinase inhibitor 4. Lineage: Eukaryota; Metazoa; Chordata; Actinopteri; Pomacentridae. Gene Ontology annotation, cellular component: extracellular matrix. Gene Ontology annotation, biological process: negative regulation of membrane protein ectodomain proteolysis; negative regulation of endopeptidase activity. Gene Ontology annotation, molecular function: protease binding; metalloendopeptidase inhibitor activity. The record is from RefSeq and is a predicted model, not a curated record. The transcript has 6 exons. The coding region runs from base 313 to 987 and encodes 224 amino acids.